Molecule: messenger RNA, 1497 nt
Organism: Blepharisma stoltei
Lineage: Eukaryota; Ciliophora; Heterotrichea; Heterotrichida; Blepharismidae
Source: the annotation of a GenBank genome assembly
AUGAGUAGAUCAAAUUGCAGGCCAGCCUCGAGUGAUAUGACAGCAAUUAGACCAGCUUCAGGUAAAAGUCAUAACAUCGGCCAUUACAUUAUAUCAGAUACCAUAGGUGAAGGGAAUUUUGGUAAAGUUAAGCUUGGAACUCAUGUUUUAACAGGUGAAAAGGUAGCUGUUAAAAUUUUUGAUAAAUCCAAAAUAACAGAUAACGAAGACAUGAUCAGAAUCACCAGAGAAAUCGAAAUAUUAAAAGACAUAAGGCAUCCUAACUUAUGCCAGCUUUUUGAAACUGUUGAGAACUCCAAGCAGAUUUACCUGAUAAUGGAAUACAUCAGUAAUGGAGACUUGCUUGAGUAUAUUAUUAAAAACAGAAAACUUGCUGAGCCUCAAGCUAAGAAAUUUUUCUGUCAAAUUUUAAGAGGGAUCGAAGAGCUGCACAAAUUGAAUAUUUCUCAUCGAGACUUGAAGCCAAAAAAUAUCCUUAUUGAUGAUGAUUUUAACUUAAAAAUUGUAGAUUUCGGGCUCAGCAGAAAACAUGAAUCUGAUGAGUUUUUAAAAACUUCAUGUGGCAGUCCUUCAUAUUUGGCUCCAGAAGUUUUAAUAGGGAAAGAAUAUGAUGGAAAUAAAGCUGAUAUUUGAAGUUGUGGAGUGAUUCUCUUCGUUAUGCUGUGUGGGUAUCUUCCAUUUGAUGAUACAAACGUAGCAUCUCUUUAUAAAAAAAUUGUUGCUAAUUCAUACUACUUUCCUAAGUGAAUUAGCGCUGAAGCAAAAGAUUUGAUUAGAAAUAUUCUUAAAGCUGACCCUAAAGAGAGAUUAACAAUUGAAUUAAUUAGAAAGCAUGAAUGGCUUAAUGGGGAAAAUCUAGAUGAUGAUGAGGCUUAUGAUGGGAGAGAUGCUAUUGAUGAGACGAUUUUUAAUCAAUUAAGAAUGAUUGGGUUUAAUAUUACUGGAUUAAAAAAGUCUUUAUUGAAAAAUAAAAAAACUCAUCUUACAGCUACCUAUUAUUUGCUGUAUAAUAAGAAAAAACUGUCAAAGAAAAGCACUGAACCAAAAGAAAAAUUAAAAAAUAUAGUAAAUAAAGAGGAAAAAUUAUGCAAUACAGUCAAAAUUAGAGAUAAAUUAAAUAGCAAUCCUUAUGUUCUUAAGACACCGAUUGACCUACUACAAAAGUAUCAGAAAGUGAAGCAAGAUAAAAGUCGAUCAAAAACCCCUUCAGAAGAUAGGAGCUAUGGAGUUCGGUCUAUUUCUCCAUACUCAAGAAUUAUGCAUAAAAUUUUGCCAUCAAGCAAAGCUAGCACAAAUACAACAUUUCUUCCAACUCAACCGCUUAAGCCAUUAAGUAAAACUUACAUAGGGAGUAACCAUUAUAAAAUAGUCAAAAGCUCAUACAGUCCUGAAUCUACUCUUAAUUCAGCUCGCAAUUCUCAAGUGAGAUCAAAAUUGAUACGGCACUAUAGAAAUCAGACUCCUUCCAAUUUUUCUAAUGAUUUAACUACUAAUUAA